Molecule: messenger RNA, 3690 nt
Organism: Halteromyces radiatus
Lineage: Eukaryota; Fungi; Mucoromycota; Mucoromycetes; Mucorales; Cunninghamellaceae
Product: CNH domain-containing protein
Exons: 9
Molecular function (GO): guanyl-nucleotide exchange factor activity
Source: RefSeq, a predicted model, not a curated record
AACUCACAAUAUUCAACCAAUCGAUAUUCUGAUACUUUGAAUACUAACUCUGGAAACAAUAUGUAUUAUGGUGGUCACAAUAGAACUUCUUCUUAUGGAAGUAACGAUGGUUAUGGUUUCAAUACUCAGCCUUAUCCUCCUUCUCAAACCUUUCAACCUGCCCCUCCUACACCAAUGCCAAGCCGAAAUUCUUAUACGCCUUACUAUGGUAAUUAUGGUCAAUCUGACUCUGGUAUAACUUCUACUCCUCCUCCUCCUCCUCCUCAGGUUCCUGUACCUUCUACAUCGUCUUCUUUAUCUAUGCCUCAACCUACCAACUAUUCAAUGCCUCAACAUUCUACAACCGAACCACAAGCAUCACUUGUAUACCCUCCUCCUGAUUAUCAAGUCCAUAGAACCCCACCUGAAUCACCUGGAGCUCAGUUCAAUACUACCGACCAACAAACAACCCCUCCAUCAGUUCCACUUCAUUCUCAUCCUUAUCCACCCGUUGGUUACAAUCGACCUUCAUCUCAAGAUUAUAUUAGUACUUUCCGUCAAUCUCAAAUUCAACAAACUUCUAGUACCACUUCAACACCAUCCUCCGAAUCUACUCAAACUCCUCCACUUGGGCACCAAAGAACUCCUUCUUCUAUGCGGAAUAUCAUACACAAUACCAUAGAACGUCCACGUUAUGCAAUGAGACCUGCUCAAAUUGAUGUUACUGAUGGUUCUUCUAAUCAAAAUGAAGAAAUACCUUUUAUUCCUGUUUCUCCUGAUACUAGUGACGAUGAAGAUCAUUCUCCAACUCCAAUUGAACAAAAACAACAAUUACCUCCUCCUCCUGCCACUCCUACUCACAAUGUCAUUGUAGAACCAACUAUCUUACAAUCCUCAACUCAAUAUAUCAAAACAGAUCAUACUUCCCAACAACUAAAUGACAGACAAAAUGCACCUUUACCACCUCCACCUUCGCCACCUGCUGUGCCUCCUAGACAACGACCCAAUUCUUUAUCCUCUGAUCUGGAUCCUUCAUUACUUUCUGGAUUAUCUCGUGCCUUUAUCAGACGGAUCAAAGCUUUGGAACAUGUUCGAGAAUUAUUUUGUGCCAAUGAAUAUCCUGAAUCUUUUACUGGUUCUGAAGCUGUGACUGCACUGCGCAAUAUUCUCGGUGAGAAGAUUCCGGAAAGUUACUGUAUCAAAGUUGCCAAUGCUCUUAUGCAUAGUCGCCCUGGUUUGUUUGAUCCUGUCCAUUACUCACAAAAAUCUCUUAUCACUGGUACUGUCUACAACUCUCCUGAUGAACUCUAUACCUUUGAUGAAGAUGCUGGUUCUGAUGAUGUUCCUCAUGGUGUUUUCACCAGUCUUACUAAAUGUUAUACUUAUGAUUGUUCUCCUGAUCAAGGUGGUUGUUAUGCUCCAAGAUGUCCAAAUAAACAAGAAAUCUUUGAGGAAGAAUUUUUGUCUGGAACAAGUUUAUCCCGUCAAGCAUCUAUCAAAUCGAAUGCUUCAGGCAAUACAAAGACAUUGGUCGUUAUCCCUCUACUUGAAAGUAAUAUCAUUGAUGGGCAAAAACGAAAACAAUUUGUCAAGGAAGUAUUCAACAAUUACUAUGAAUUACGUGAUAUCAGCACUGCUCUUUUCAAAGAUCUUUUGGAACUACAACGACGAUACGAUCAAAAAUGUGUACCGAUGAUCGGUGAUAUUAUGGUACAACAUUUCCCAUUUUUUGAAAAACCAUUUACGACCUAUUGUCCUCAUGUCCCUUUGGCAGAAUAUAUUGUUGGUAUGGAAGCUCAAGAAAAUCCAGAAUUUAGCAAGUUUUUGACUGAAGUGGCGAAACAUCAACGAAUGCGUCGAUUAGCUUUCCGUCACUUUUUAUUAAACCCUGUGACUCGAAUGCAACGUUAUAAGCUCUUGUUAUCGGCUGUGUUAAAGAAGACGGAUGAAGAUCAUGCGGAUUAUACCUACCUGAAUCGAUGUAUUGAAAUGAUUGGUGAAGUGGCUGCCAAGGCUGAUGCUCAAACUGCUGCUACAGAAAAACGGGUGGAAAUUUUACAAAUUGAUGAUGCUCUGGUAUUCAAGCAAGGUGAAGCUUAUGAACUUCAACUAGUGGAUAUUCAUCGCAAACUUUAUCAUCGUGGUGAAUUGAAACGGAAACCAACCAAUGUUGACGUGUCAGAAAAAUCUGAUAUUCAUGCAUUUGUAUUUGAUCAUGUCUUUUUAAUGACCAAACACCGAAAGACUAGUACUGGUGAUGAAUAUCGCGUUUGGAAACGACCUAUCCCAUUACAAAUGCUUUUUAUUCAAGGAUCUGCUGAUUAUGCUGGUGGAGGAUCAACUAUACGUACUCCUUCAGGGGGAGGACCUUAUGGUGUUUAUACUGGUUCUAUUCCUGGAGUGACUGGUGGUAGUGGUGUAUCUGGAACUGCUGGGGCUAUCUCUUUGACACUUUAUCAUCUUGGUCAACGAGGUGGUGUAUAUACUUUCUUUUGUAGUACAGUAGAUGAAAAGCAACAAUGGAUCAAGGCCAUUGAAGACGCCAAGGCUACUUUGAAACGUCGGCAAGGUGAUAACGAUGUAUUCGAAUUACGUACUUUGGAUGAUUCUUCUUUCCGAUUCAUCAGUUCUACUACUGCUUCUGGUGGACAAGGAAAAGUGACCUGUUCUGUUCCUUUCGUGACCAUUGAUCAUGAAUACAAGGUUGCUAUUGGUACAGAUGCUGGUGUAUAUUUCAAAACAGUAAAUCAGAACAAUUUGCGACGUGUGAUUAAUUGUGAAAAUGUGACUCAAUUGGCAGUAAUGGAUAAACACCAUAUUCUACUUGUUUUGGCUGAUAAGACAUUGAAGGCUUAUCCUGUGGAUGCACUCAAUUCACCCACUAAUAUUCGAUCUCCAGAACGACUUGCUCAAGAAAUCGCACAACAUGUUAGUUUCUUCCAUGUUGGAUUUUGUAACAACCGGGAUUUAUUGGUCUACAAGAAAAAGAAGAACACAUCAUCCACAUUUUCAGCAUUGGAACCUAUUUGUGAUUUACGUGAUCCAAGGAACGAAAAAUUACUGACACAACGAACUGGUUUCUUGGGUCAACGAUCAAGCACUUCAUGGUUCAAAAAAUACAUGGACUUUUACGUUGGUGCUGAUGCUACUAAUCUCCAUUUUUUGAAAUCAAAAGUGAAUGUUGUUUGUGAACGUGGUUUUGAAAUUAUUGAUCCUGAAAAUCUUAGUGUGGCUCGUGAUAUCCCCGAUCAAGAAGAUCCUCAAUUCAAUUUUGUCCAAAGACAAACUGAACCAUUGAAACCUUUGGCUAUGUAUAGAAUUCAAGAUAAGUUUUUACUCUGUUAUAACAAAUUUGCUUUCUAUGUGAACAAUCGAAAUGGAUCUUUGGUAAUGCGUGGUUCUGGAAGAUCACCACUUUUAUGCGAAUGGGAAGGCAAUCCUGAUCAUAUCGUAUACCAACAUCCUUACAUUGUAGCUGUUAGUAGUCAAUUUAUUGAAGUUCGACAUGUGGAUACUGGCGAACUUGUUCAAAUCAUUCCUGGUGACAAUAUUCGAUUGACUUAUUAUAAUGGUGGUGGAGAUAUGCCGAUAAUCCAUGGUUGUAUGACGCAUUCACAGAAACCAGAUACUCAACAUGUAUUCAAUCUAUGGUUAGACCCGGAACGAGCAAAUAACUCUGGAUACCCAUCAAGGAGACAUGUGUUUAGUUGA